Messenger RNA from Aphidius gifuensis, 2432 nucleotides. It is a transcript of the gene Kap-alpha1, whose product is annotated as importin subunit alpha-7. Gene Ontology annotation, molecular function: protein binding; nuclear import signal receptor activity. Gene Ontology annotation, cellular component: nucleus; nucleoplasm; cytoplasm. The record is from RefSeq and is a predicted model, not a curated record. Gene Ontology annotation, biological process: NLS-bearing protein import into nucleus. Lineage: Eukaryota; Metazoa; Arthropoda; Insecta; Hymenoptera; Braconidae. The coding region runs from base 183 to 1775 and encodes 530 amino acids. The transcript is spliced from 4 exons.
UACCAUGUCUUGAUGAUUUGUGUGGUGCCAUUUGUGUGUGCGGACUCGUUAAAAAAUAAAAAAAGAGUAAAAAAAAAUAUUGUGCUAUAGCGGCUGGGAAAUAUCUGUUUUUUUUUAUUAAUAAAUAAUAAGAAUCAUCUAAAAAACUUGACGUUUUUUUAUUGUACUAAUAAAUAUCCAAUAUGUCAACUGGACCACAGCAUAAAUAUCGUUACAAAAAUCUUGGUCUUGAUUCCCAAGAAUUACGACGUAGACGUGAAGAAGAAGGUGUACAACUACGUAAACAAAAACGUGAACAACAAUUGUCAAAACGUCGUAAUGUACCAAUAUUAACUAGUGGUGAUGAUGAUACUGUUACAAGCAGUGAUGAUUAUCCAACAUCAACAAAUUCUCACCCAGUAAUAACUGCAGAUAUGGUACAAUCACUUUACAGUGAUAAUGUUGAAGAACAAGUAGCAGCAACUCAAAAAUUUCGUAAAUUAUUAUCAAAAGAACCAAAUCCACCAAUUGAUGAAGUUAUACAAACUGGUAUUGUACCACGUUUUGUUGAAUUUUUAAAUAAUGAAACAAAUUGUACAUUACAAUUUGAAGCAGCAUGGGCAUUGACUAAUAUUGCAAGUGGUACAUCACCACAAACACAUAUGGUUAUUGAAGCUGGUGCUGUACCAACAUUUAUUAAAUUAUUAAGUUCAACAUAUGAAGAUGUACAAGAACAAGCUGUAUGGGCAUUGGGUAAUAUUGCUGGUGAUAGUCCAGAAUGUCGUGAUCAUAUAUUAAAUAGUGGUAUAUUAACACCAUUAUUAAUAUUAUUAACAAAAACAACAAGAAUUUCAAUGCUACGUAAUGCUGUAUGGACAUUGUCAAAUUUAUGCCGUGGUAAAAAUCCACCACCAGAAUUUCCAAGUGUUGCACCAUGUUUACCAGUACUUGCACAUUUAUUAGUACAUACUGAUGUUGAUGUAUUGGCUGAUUCAUGUUGGGCAUUAUCAUAUUUAAGUGAUGGUCCAAAUGAAAAAAUACAAGCUGUUAUUGAUGCUGGUGUUUGUCGACGUCUUGUUGAAUUAUUAACACAUGAACAUAAUAAUGUUGUUAGUGCUGCAUUAAGAGCUGUUGGUAAUAUUGUUACUGGUGAUGAUGUACAAACACAAGUUGUAUUAAAUUGUUCUGCAUUACCAUGUUUAUUACAUUUAUUGGGUUCAUCACGUGAAACAAUUAGAAAAGAAGCAUGUUGGACUGUAUCAAAUAUAACUGCUGGUAAUCCACUACAAAUACAAGCUGUUAUUGAUGCAUCAAUAUUUCCAGUAUUAAUUGAUAUACUUGGAAAAGCUGAAUUUAAAACAAGAAAAGAAGCAGCAUGGGCAAUAACAAAUGCAACAAGUGGUGGUAAACCAGAACAAAUACGUUAUCUUGUUCAUAAUAGUUGUAUUCAACCACUUUGUGAUUUACUAACUGUUAUGGAUAUGAAAAUUGUACAAGUUGCAUUAAAUGGAUUGGAAAAUAUUCUUCGACUUGGUGAACAAGAUGCUGCUCUUCAUAAUGGAAUUAAUCCUUAUGCUGUUGUUGUUGAAGAGUGUUAUGGUCUAGAUAAAAUUGAAUUUCUACAGUCACAUCAAAAUAUGGAAAUUUAUCAAAAAGCGUUUGAUAUUAUUGAACGUUAUUUUGGAUCUGAUGAAGAAGAUACUAGACUUGCACCAACUGUCGAUUCAGAAGGACAACAAUUUCAAUUUAAUACUCCUGAUCAACCACAGUUACCCGUUCAAAACUUCCAAUUCUAAUAACAACGUGAUAUUAUUUUGUUUUUAAAACAAUAAUAAUAAUAUUAAUCUUACUUCCCAAUAUUCAAACUAAGCAAUUUGAUUUAAGAAAAUAUAUAACAAAAUGAUUUAAAAAAAAAAAAAUGGUUACAAUUGCGUUAAAGGGAACAUUCAAGUACUAGGUGAUGUUUAACAACUUUUCUUUUUUUCUUUUUCUUUUUUUUUUUGGAGAAAAACAAAAAAAAAAAAAUACAUGUCGCAUGUUACUUUGACCUCAACACUAAAGCAAGUCGCUAAUUUCUUUUUUUUUUUUUAUAGCUUAUGUGUCAAUAAAAUAUAUUUCGAAGCAAUCAUUGUAUAAAUUGUACAACGAUCAUUUUUUUUUUUUUUUUUUUAGAUUUAAAAUUUUUAUUUGUUUCUAAUUAACAAAUGUAUAAAAAAAAAAACCAUUAAAAUCAAGCAACAUUGAGUGAUUAUUAAAAUACGUAUUAUACUUACACACUGCUUAAAAGAUGCUUCUAAAUAAUGAGCGUUUUUUAUUUUUAUUUUUUUUUUUUAUAUAUAUAAAUCGACAUUGACUGAUUGACAAAAUAAAUGUGAUGAAAACAAGAGACUAACGUUAUCGUAUGACAAAAUAAGAAAAAAAAAAAAACUAUUGACAAAUUAAUUAAAUACGAC